AGUUGUCCGUUUCCCAGGUGUAUAAGAAGCGUCGUUAACUUUAGCUCAUCAUCAGUCAGCCGUUCUACCGUGAGUGAACAACUAUCAGUUUAUUCUAGUGGUGCAUUUGUGUUUAGUUUGUGAUCAAAAUAUCCAGCAUGAUGAAAACACGCUUUGUAGUGUUGGCGUCGCUUGCGACAUUAGCACUGGCAAGACCCGAAGCUGGAUACUCUUACAGCGCACCGUCCUCGUCAGGUGGUUACUCGUCCGGGAGCACCGGCCUGAGCUUUUUGGGCGGUGGUGGUGGCGGUGGUUACUCGAGCGGCGGUGGCGGUGGAUACGCCAGUGGUAGCUCCAGUUACGCCGGCCCGAUCAGCUCCGGUGGAUACUCCAGCGGCGGCGGUUCCGGUGGAUACUCCAGCGGUGGUAGUUCCGGUGGAUACUCCAGCGGCGGCGGUUCCGGUGGAUACUCCAGCGGUGGUGGAUCCGGAUACUCCAGCGGUCCGAUCAGCUCCGGAUACUCCAGUGGUGGUGGAAGCUCAGGCUACUCAGGUGGAUCCUCGGGCUACAACUACGCCCCGGCCGCCCCAGUUGUACAGAAACACAUCUACGUGCACGUUCCACCCCCAGAGCAAGAAUAUGUUGCCCCACAACAAGUCCACCAGGUUGCCCCACCCCAGAAACACUACAAAAUCAUCUUCAUCAAGGCCCCAACCCCACCGACCCCAACCGCCCCGAUCAUACCACAAGUGCAACAAGACUCCGAGAAGACCCUGAUUUACGUUCUGGUCAAGAAACCCGAAGACCAACCACAAAUCUCCAUCCCGACAGUGGCACCGACCGCACCAUCCAAACCAGAAGUAUACUUCAUCAAGUACAAGACCCAAAAGGAAGCCGGCGGUUACGCAGCCAGCUCUGGCGGCUCCAGCUUCAGCGGACCCACAUCGUCGGGUGGCUUCAGCGGUGACUCAAUCGGACACUCCGGUGGCUCAUCCAUAUCCUCCAGCGGACCCGGUUCCAGCUACGCUAGCCCGUCAGCAAGCUACGGAUCCCCAAGUGCUGCCAGCCCAUCGUCCAGCUAUGGAUCCCCGAGCGCCAGCCCAUCAUCCGGUUACGGUGCCCCGAGCUCCAGCGGAUCUUACUAGGGUGUUCGAUUCAAACGUGAUUUUAUACAAUUGUCAUCCUUGCGCACACGCUUCGCGCCGGUGGCCGCGGAAAACCGUUGAUUGUUACUUUUCCACGGUCGGUGAACAUUUCGAGAAGCGUGGCCACCCUCCACACACAAUUAUCCCCCAAAAAUCCCAUCCCCCACCCCUCCUUAAUACUACACCCUUAGACCCCAUCCCGCUCCUCAUCCCUCCAACAAAUGCAAUUGUAACAUAUUUUAUAAUGUCCAUGUAAACUAUUUUAUUUGUGUUUUAUAUUUUGUUUAUUUUUUUUAACGAAAAUCGCGAUUUUUUAUUAUAUUUUUUUAUUAUUUUUUAUUAGUCUCAAGCUCAAUUUUCAAAAUGCGUAUAUAAUACGCUAUCGUAAUUUUACUAGCUGACUUAUAUUAUAGAACACAUAAUAUUGUUGUCAUGAUUUAUAUUAAUACAAAAUAUACAAUUCAAUUUUUUUAUAA
This is a messenger RNA of Metopolophium dirhodum (rose-grain aphid), 1600 nucleotides long. RefSeq names its product prisilkin-39 (gene TwdlT). NCBI's taxonomy places the organism in Eukaryota, Metazoa, Arthropoda, Insecta, Hemiptera, Aphididae. The transcript is spliced from 2 exons. Bases 138 to 1124 code for a protein of 328 amino acids. The record is from RefSeq and is a predicted model, not a curated record.